This is a messenger RNA of Magnolia sinica, 2830 nucleotides long. Its product is annotated as F-box/LRR-repeat MAX2 homolog A. Bases 258 to 2567 code for a protein of 769 amino acids. NCBI's taxonomy places the organism in Eukaryota, Viridiplantae, Streptophyta, Magnoliopsida, Magnoliales, Magnoliaceae. The transcript has a single exon. Gene Ontology annotation, biological process: SCF-dependent proteasomal ubiquitin-dependent protein catabolic process. The record is from RefSeq and is a predicted model, not a curated record. Gene Ontology annotation, cellular component: SCF ubiquitin ligase complex.
UCGCAGUACAUCACCAGUCUGUCCUAUCCUAAAAGUCAGGCCGGCCUGCUGGAGUAAAGUAGGCGACAAAGGUAAGCGGUUGCCUUUGAUUUUUCUGACCACCAUCCCACCUGGUUAGUUGGACGACCAGAUUUUUGGAUCAGGGAACAGUCACCCAGGGACCAUCUCCCGGACCCGCACAUGUCUGCCUACUAGGCACGUCUCUUGCGUUUCUGUUUGGCGCUUGAAGAUGUGGCAACUGAAAUUAGGGGAGGCGAAUGGGUAAAGGAUCACGAUCACGUGGGCAGCAUAUGGCGACAAAACCCACCUGUUCCCGUUCGUAUCUUCAUCUUCAUCCACAAAUCCCGUCACCCGCCCCUUUCCCUCCAACCCCCAGAAGAGAGAGAGAGAGAGAGAGAGAGAGAGAGAGAUUUGGGAUGGCGAGUAGUAGCAGCGACACACACCUACACGACCUGCCGGACGUGAUACUGUCCAACGUAUUCGCCCUAGUGACAUCGACCCGGAGUCGCAACGCCAUGUCCCUCGUCUGCACCAAAUGGCUCGCCCUUGAGCGUGCCACCCGCACCUCCCUCUCCCUCCGCGGCAACGUCCGCGACCUUUUCCUCAUCCCCACCUCCUUCAGCCAGGUCACCAACCUUGAUCUCUCCCUCCUCUCCCCCUGGGGCCAAUCCUUCCUCGACUCAUCGUCCGAUCCAGGGCUCCUCGCCCACCGGCUCGCCCAGGCCUUUCCUUCCCUCACCUCUCUCACCGUCUACGCCCGCACCCCUUCCACCCUCAAUUUCAUCGCCCCUCACUUCCCCUCCCUCCGCCACGCCAAGCUCGUCCGCUGGCACCAGCGCUCUGCCGCCCCCCUCGGCUCCGAUUUCCACCCUCUCUUCGCCUUCUGUCCUUCAAUCUCCACCCUUGAUCUCUCCCAUUUCUACUGCUGGACCGAAGAUCUCCCCCCUGCCCUCGAGGCCCACCCCUCUGCUGCCGCCUCCCUCACCCGCCUCGACCUCCUUACCCUCUCCUCCCCCGAUGGUUUCAAGUCCCACGAGCUCCUCGCCAUUUCCGCCUCCUGCCCCAACCUCCGCCACCUCCUCGCCACCUGCAUGUUUGAUCCCCGUUACGUCGAUUUCGUCGGCGACGACGCCCUCCUCGCCAUCGCCGCCAAAUGCCCCCUGCUAUCCCUCCUCCAUCUCGCCGACAAGUCAGCCCUGUCCGGCGCCCGCGCCGACCCUGAAGACGACGGCUUCACCCCUGAGGAUGCGAGGAUCAGCCGCACCACGCUCGAGGAAGUCUUCGCUGGGCUCCCACUGCUCGAGGAGCUGACCCUAGAUGUCUGCCAGAAUGUCAGGGAUGCCGGGCCUGCAUUGGAGACACUGGAUUCCAAGUGCCCGCAGCUGAAAUCUCUGGCUCUCGGGCAGUUUCAUGGGAUCUGCAGAGCAGAGGAAUGGCAGUUGGAUGGCGUCGCACUCUGCAAGAAUUUGGAAUUCCUGUCGAUCAAGAACUCAGCUGACCUGACGGAUUCAAGCCUGCUGGCCAUCUCUCGGGGCUGUCUUAAGCUGGCCAAAUUUGCCAUUCACGGCUGCAAGAACAUCACGGAGAUAGGGAUGAAGAGAUUCGCAGGCAUGCUCCGCCGGACCCUGGUUGAUGUGAGCAUCUCCUGCUGCAAGCAUCUGGAUGCGAACAGCUCGCUGCGGGCCCUCGAACCGAUCCGUGAUCGGAUUCAGCAUCUCCACAUUGACUGCAUCUGGGAUGGCUCCCAAGGGUCGGACGGAUUGAGGAAAGCCAUCCAUGGUUUCAAUCUCAUCGAAUCAGGCCCAUCCAGGCAGCCUGCUGGAUUCUUCGACUUCAUGGACACAAGGGAGAGCACCAGUGGAUGUUGCGAGGAUACAAAACAGAAGAAAUCCAGGUACUCCCCAGUGGCAGACUGUUCUAAUGAGAGUUGGAGCAAUGGCAGUGAGUUCUGGUGCAAGACAUGGAAACGGUUGCGUGACUUAUCCUUGUGGAUACCUGUUGGCGAACUGCUGACUCCCCUGCCAUUGGCAGGGCUGGAGAGCUGUCCCGAAUUGGAGGAGAUUCGGAUAAAGGUGGAAGGUGACUGCAGGAGCCGCCCAAAGCCGACGGAGCAGGCAUUUGGGCUGAGCGCCCUCGAUCAUUAUCGUUAUCCUAGGCUGUUCAAGAUGCAGCUGGACUGUGGAGACGCCAUCGGUUAUGCACUGACCGCUCCGAGCGGGCAUAUGGAUCUGAGCCUGUGGGAGAGGUUUUACCUGAGAGGGAUUGAGAUGCUAAACCUCAGUGAGCUCGACUAUUGGCCUCCCCAGGACAGGGAGGUGAACCAGAGGAGCUUGUCUCUUCCUGCAGCCGGGCUGCUUGCUGAAUGCGCCACACUGAGAAAGCUCUUCAUCCAUGGGACUGCCCAUGAACACUUCAUUAAGUUUCUACUCAGAAUCCCAAACCUCAGGGAUGUGCAGCUGAGGGAAGACUAUUACCCAGCGCCAGACAACGACACAAGUACGGAGAUGCGGGUGGAUUCGUGCAGUCGAUUCGAGGAUGAUCUGAACAGACGGCAGAUACCUGACUGAAUCCAAAAAUAAAUGGUGCUUCCAACUCAAUUCUUCACCUUUCUCCUCAUACUUUGUUGGAGUUACAUGCGGUGAGGUACACCAAUUUUGAACUGAUGGGAGCUUGAGCUUGGUUUUUAAGUUGCAGGGGAUUUUCUCAUGGUGUCCUUUUUUAGUUUGAACAUAGUCCUCAACAGUUAUAAUGAUCCACCUUUCUUUUGUUUUAUUACCUUGUUUUCAAGAUUGCUUUCUUAAUGCUGCAAAUCUCAUGGCAAAUUCGAGCA